AUGAAUCAGGCUGGGAUGGGCACUAUGAAGGAGCAUAUUGAUCCGGAGGUAGCUGACUCAGUUACUAGCCGGAACAAGAAUGAGGCAGGACUCAUGAACGUUGACUCAACGGUGAGGAAGAGCCUGCAUAUAGAUGGUGAUGGUAACAGUGUUGCUAGUACGGCUGAGGUGGCACCGGGUGGAAUUCUGCGCAUCCUGGUGCUGGGCAGCCUGGGCCUGCAGUGGUUCCUCUUGCUGGCAGCGCCCAUGCGCAAGUACACCAUCCCGCGCGUCUGCAGGACGUGCAUCUGGCUGGCCUACAUCUCCAGCGACGCGCUGGCCAUCUACGCGCUCGCCACCCUCUUCAACCGCCACGCAAGGGGCAGCAACUGCGGCGGCGUCGAGCAGUCGAGCGUCCUGGAGGUCCUCUGGGCUCCUGUCCUCCUCAUCCACCUCGGGGGCCAGCAGGAGAUGACCGGUUACGAGAUCGAGGACAACGAGCUGUGGACGAGGCACACGGUGACCUUGGUGUCCCAGGUCGCGGUCGCCCUCUACGCCUUCUGCAAGUCAUGGCGCAGCUCCAGUGACUGGAAGCUACUGGCGGCGGCGGUCCUUCUCUUCGUCGUCGGCGUCCUCAGCUUCAGCGAGAAGCCGUUGGCCCUCAACAGGGCCAAGAUCAAGAGGCUAGCGGCUGUGUCGGCCUGGGUGCAAGGGACCAAGAAGCCUUCCAAGUGGAGGAAGCGCGUCAACAAGUUCUUCUUGUUCGAGGAGAGCAAUUGCUUCACCGGGAUGCCCACACAAAGCAGUGUUGGCGGCGGGGAAGAAGGAGCCGGCGGGAAGAAGGAGCAAAAACCACCGGUGGUGGCCCUGACGGAGGCAGACAAAGUCUUGAUGGUACUUUCAGACAUGUCACUGCUAGCUGCUGCCAAGGACCUGGUGUCACGAAACAAAGCUGGCAAGGUGGAAGAUGUUCUGCCGCCUCUACCCGUCGCCGAGAAGGCCUUGCCGCGCUGGCUGCGCAGUGCAUUCGCCUUCAUCUACACCAGAGCUACCGUGGUUGUCACUCCUCUCUACCUGCUCUAUCAUCUGUUGGUGGUUCCUGUCCUGCACAUGGCCGCCCUGGCGCUAUUUGCGGCGAGCGAGAAGCGCCCGUAUCGGCGCGCCGACGUGAAGAUAACCUACAUCAUCCUGUGCCUCACCGCGGCGCUGGAUGUCCUGGCGGUGUUCAUCCGGCAGCUGCUGUACCGGCUCAUGUCCAUGACAAAGGUCCCAGCCUUGUGCGAGACGGUACCCGGCUAUAACCUCGUCGACGCGGCGCUUCGGGAGGGCGACAAGAGCAUCGGGUGGAUAUACAAGUGUGCCAGGCGCAUGGGCUUCAACUGCAAGGGUGGGUGUCUUUCUUGCAGGCCUCAACUUGGUCAACUGUACAAGAAGGUGGCACAGACAGUGAUCGCAGAUCUGGUGGAUGCACAGGACCGUGACCUUGCCAGUUACAGGAUCUUGGAUUCCCACAACUGGGCUCUCAGUAAGGAGCUGCAAGGGCACUGUGGCAAGGAGAUAAAAGAAAGCUUGAGCGUCUCGUUCGACCGAAGUGUCCUCCUAUGGCACAUGGCCUCCGAUCUUUGCUUCCGCUGCAUUGACGGUGCCGCAUUGGUCGAUGAUGGUGGUAAACAAGAAGGAGAAGGAGGAGGAGAAGCAGAAGAAAAAGUCGAAGGAGUAGAAGCAGAAGCAGCAGCAGCAGCAGAAGAAGCAGUAGAAGAACAAGAACAAGAAGGAGGAGGAGGAGGAGGCGGAGGGGAAAUAGAACAACAAGAAGAAGAAGAACGGAAGAGUAGGGACCCGGCAUUACAGCUUCAUAUCAAGUGCACGGUGGCAAUAUCCAACUACAUGGCGCACCUGCUCAACUUCAACCCCGAGAUGCUUCUCACCGGCAGCAGGCACCAUCUCAUCUCCGAAGCCGUUGAGGAGCUGAAAUCCUCCUCUUUGUCCAAGAACAAGGACGAGCUAAGCCAGAAGGACGUCAAUGAGCUCAUUACCGGCAUACUGGACCGUGACACUAGUAGUAGUACGUCCCAAGAAGUUUUCCACAUCCUGGAGGCAUGCAAGCUCGCCAAGGAGCUGCUGGAGAUAGGGGACCCGACGGCGCGGUGGAUGCUCAUGUACCGGGUGUGGCUGGGCAUGCUCUGCUACUCGGCCAGCAUGUGCAGGGGUUACCUCCACGCCAAGAGCUUGGGUGAAGGUGGGGAGUUCCUCUCCUUCGUCUGGCUCGUGCUCUCGCUCAAGGGGGCCAAGAGCUUGGCCGACAAGCUGCAGAUGCCGCCGGAGGCUUCUGACACGGCCAAAUCGAACGCGCCGCCGCCGGUUACUUGA
Messenger RNA from Triticum turgidum subsp. durum (durum wheat), 2349 nucleotides. The record is from the annotation of a GenBank genome assembly. NCBI's taxonomy places the organism in Eukaryota, Viridiplantae, Streptophyta, Magnoliopsida, Poales, Poaceae.